AUUUGGUGAGAGCAUAGGCAUUCAGUCUUUUGAUCUUUCUGAAAAGAACACUCAGUGAAAUCAAAAUGCCUGUGAAAAUUCCUCUUAUAAUACCCGUUCCGGCUGGAAAGUACUAUCCAGAGAGUGAGAGUGCGAUAAUGAAGAAAAUAAUGGAUACAUUAAGAGAAGCCGACAGAAACCAUGACGGUCGCUACAACAAGGAUGAACUGAAGCAUGCCCUCAAAGACUUAGGUGCCUUUUUUCCUGGCUGGAGAGCCAAUCGUGCUUUUGACAGAAUUGAUAUCAAUAAUGAUGGUCAAAUCAGCGGUGAGGAAAUCGAUUCUCUCCUCGAGUAUCUUCGCUCUCGCGGCUUUGGAAAACCAUUAAUCUCUUCCAACUCCUUUGAGAAGAACAAAACAAUGUCACAGCCUUAUGUCUACGAAAGCAGAAGGCCAGUGAGAAUAAUCCCUACUCUUCCAGGGAAGACAAUAGUGGUGUCUGGUCAAACCAAGACAAUAGCUGAUAGUUUCACCAUGCAGAAAAUAAUGGAAGCACUGCAUAAUGCAGACAGAGACAGAAAUGGCAGUUACAACAAGGAUGAACUCAAGCAAGCCCUCAGAGACUUAGGUGCCUACUUCCCAAAUUGGAGAGCCUAUCGUGCUUUCGGAAAAGCUGAUGCCAACAAUGACGGUCAAAUUAGCGGCGAAGAAAUCGACACUCUCAUUGAGUAUCUUCAUUCUUGUGGCUUUGGAAAAUAGUCAUCCAUCAUUAGUUCAUCAAAUAAUCAGUGUGUUGUGUUCUGUGAUCAUAUAUUAUGUAAUAUAGUUUGUGUUUGUGCUUU
Vigna umbellata (rice bean) is the source of this 820-nucleotide messenger RNA. Its product is annotated as calmodulin-like protein 3. Lineage: Eukaryota; Viridiplantae; Streptophyta; Magnoliopsida; Fabales; Fabaceae. The record is from RefSeq and is a predicted model, not a curated record. Gene Ontology annotation, molecular function: calcium ion binding.